This is a messenger RNA of Mobula hypostoma (lesser devil ray), 8569 nucleotides long. It is a transcript of the gene rbm39a, whose product is annotated as RNA binding motif protein 39a. Gene Ontology annotation, molecular function: U1 snRNP binding; RNA binding. NCBI's taxonomy places the organism in Eukaryota, Metazoa, Chordata, Chondrichthyes, Myliobatiformes, Myliobatidae. The transcript is spliced from 18 exons. The record is from RefSeq and is a predicted model, not a curated record. Gene Ontology annotation, biological process: mRNA processing. Gene Ontology annotation, cellular component: nucleus. Bases 4832 to 6526 code for a protein of 564 amino acids.
AUCUUUUUUAAAUCGCUGACCUUUGCUUGAGGCCGCGUGUUGUAACGGCGCUGAGCACAACAGGCCCAGCCUCGAGGAAAUGACACGUUAAUUAUUCUUUUUAAUUUUUUUUAAGAAGAGGGCUUUAAAUCUCCAUUCUCUAGAUUUAAACCUCAAGCCCAUGGAGUCUCACAGCGAGGAUUUUUCUUCUUAGCGAGUUUUUUUUUAAAUUCUCUUUGCCACCGUCGAAGUUAUGCAACAGGCCCCAGGGUGGGAGUUCGCUACGUUUCGCAAUAAGCUGCUUAUUAUCCUUAAAUGAGCUAAAUCUUCAUUAUUUCGGUUCCCCCAAGUUUAAAAUCCCAUGAGGUGUUCAACUAAUUUUCCUAGCAGAUUUAAAUACUGUGUUCAUACAUAUCUUUUAAAAGUUAUUGGCGAAAUCCAUUGUGGAUGCCACAUAAAUACUUUAAUGCACGAAAUUAUUGGGUUGUGUAACAUUGUUAGAAAUAGAGGUGGAACGAUGAUUACUGUAGAAUAAAGAAGUCGAAAUUAUUAUGAAGGGAAGUAGGCUCGAUGCAGUGAUAGGUCUAUUUGUGUGAUGGCACAUGAUUUGAAGAUUUGAUUAUCACUUCUGAGUGGAAAAUGUGUAGCUCCCCCUUUCUUGAACAGGGUCCUGAGGACGUGGGUUGCAGGGGUGUAAGGGUUAUUACUAAAUAAUGUUAAGGAAAAUAUGUGAGUUUUAAAAGAUAAUUUAAACAGCUUCAAGUCUUCAUGCGUGAUAGUUGGCUGGAAAAGUUCUCACCUAAUUUUAACAGGAAGUGUAGAGUUUAAAAUAGGUUCAGGUCUUCCUAGCUAUCCAACCAUUGAAUAUUGACUGCUGUUUGGUAUGAGUUACUGAUUUGAGGUUGCACGGACUUAUUAUUCUCUGUGGAGAGCAACAAGCAAUUUCAUAUAUCACUUGUUUGUAUGUUCUCAAGUUGCACAUCAGUUCCAAGGUGCCUUAAAAUAGACACAUUUCUACGUGUCUGCAUUCAUGUUGUCACAAUAUUCAGUUAUUUGUAGGUGUACACUGAUUUUUUAAGUUCUGAGCUUUUCAGGUUCCCUUAAAUUUUAGUUGCCUUGUUUGAAUGGUUUAUUUUGACCAUUUGAAAGUAUUUAAAUGGGUAUUGAUUAACCAUUCAAACCCUAUUUAUUCUCAAACAGUAAAAAUGCUGGUUGGGGCAUGAAUAUUUUGAAAACAUUUUUUUACUUUUUAAGAUUAAAUUUGAAAAGCUUGUUUAAUUUCAAGCCCUAUUUUUGUGUAGAAUAAAGUAAUAUGAGAGAAGACAGUUCUAUUUUGCUGUACAUCAACUUGUUAUUUCUUCGUAUUUUCCCCAUCUCAUGCCCUUUGACUCAGAAAUCUGAAGAUGGGCCAUUCCCACCUCUGAAGAUCAGGUGUAGAAGCCAAUACUGUACCAUCCAAAUCUGUCUUUCAGCAGUUUAUUUAAGGAGAACAUAGAUUUCCCACAAGAACAAAGCUGUAGCUUGUUACUAAUAAAGUUUCUUUCAUGCACUUUUUGUCAAAGAUGUUGCAUGAAGGAAUAGUUCUUCAAGCCUGUUCUAUCUUGCUCUCAGGUGAUGAAGGAAUUUAGCUCAACUUUUGCCUCAAUUCUCUUGAUGUUUAUGGCAUUGAAACCUUAUCACCAUUCACAUCAGUGCCCUUAAAUCUGCAUCUAGAUUUAAUCCUGCUGUGAUCCUGAUGUAAUUAAUUAUGCCCUCUUGUUUCACAUCCUUCCUCUGGGCAGAUUUUUCAAAAAUCUUCACUAUUAAAUGCUUUUAUUUUAAAAACCUAGAAAGGAUCAUUCAAUUAUUUAAGUCAACAGGUUGCAAUAAAUGAUAAAACUAUUUGAUAUUUAACCAUUUUAACUGUGAUUCAGAUACUUCAGCAGUUUAGUUUCUUUUCAAAGGUUUGCCACUGGUUAGAUUCCUGGAGCUGGGUCUCACCAUAAAUCCACACAUCAAUACAGUCUUUCAGCCCUUUUGAACAGUCAUUGCAUUCUUUUUAAUUAUUUUUCAUUGAAAAAAUUGCUUUAUCCUUCACUAUGACACUUGCUAUUAUAAAAUAUAAUUUGAUCUUUUCUCCAAUCCUUGUCUUUUCCACAUGUUAUGCUUAUUCACUUGCAGUGUUUGCAUUUCAUUGCAGUUUUGCUGGUAUCCCAGUUUAUAUAAAACUCAAUUUCUGCAUUGUAGUACAUUGAUUUUAGAUAACUGAAAGUUUUGCAUGUUGCAUUCCUAUUAUCUUAAUCCUCCAUCUCCUCCCUCACAACCUGUUAACAAUGAUUAGUGUUGUUCUGAAUUCCAUCCCUUCAAUUUUGUCCUGUACUACUUUAAAUACAUACUAGAAGCUAAUGAGGAUACCUCCAGGUCUAAUAUACAUAUCUUGGAAAUAAUUCUACUUUAUACUGAAUUCAAGGUUCUAAAACUAUUUGGAUUCUCUUCAAGUUCCUUUUUUUUAAAAAAAAAGUUAAUGACACUUCUGAAUUACUUGAAAAGCUUUAAUAGAUUAUGACUACACACUUAACAAUUUUGCCCCAUUUUGGUACUGCAGGAUGAAAGCCAUCAGAUUUUGUAGUCUUUACUUGUGUCAUUUAAUUUUUUCUUGUACCAUGUUUGUGCUUUAAUUUUUUUUCUGUGAUUAGAUGGCUAUGUUUACUCUUUCCUUUGCUUGACUUUUUUUUUGUGUGCCAUACUCUACCAGAGCCCCGGCGACCACUUUUCAAGUGGUUGUCUUGGAGGAAAGAUUCUGUGAGUGGUCCCCCACGACCUUCUCACAAAGCGCAGUUUUUUUUCUACGAGGCCGAGUUGCGAGCUCGACACUCAACCUGGCACGGAUUUAAAGCGUGCCCGGGAGCGGCCCGACUGGAUUCGAGCUCGGGAACCUUCGCUCCGGAGUCCGGAGUUGAUGUCACUGCGCCACCAGCCGGACUCGCUUGACUUUAAGACGGCUUUAUUUUGUUCUCUUUGUAUACCAUGAAAUAUGUUACAUAUGUCAGCUAUUUCUAUAUUGCUGAUUGCUAAUGUUCAUGUUUCUCAUUUUAAUGGCCCCAUGUUCCUCUUUCUAUACUUGACUAACAGUUUUUCUUUGAGAUCAUUUGCUAGUUUGGUUAAAAAUUCCUCUUGGGCAACCCUUCACCCUAAAACUCUUCCCUACUGGAUUUUUUGCUUUUUCUUAAAUUGGAAAUUAAGUGAAUACAGCUUCUAAUCUCACUAGAUAACCCAUUACUACACACAUGUCGCCUUAAUCUUAUGGGGAUGUACUGGUUUUGAAUCGUACCAAGUACAAUGUUACCGUUGUUGCUCCUGCUAAAUAUGUGCUCAUGCUAAUAGGCUUUUCUUUUUGAUAGAUUUUGGGUAAAUUAACAAACUUGUCAGAUGGAAAAGCUAACCAAAUAGAUCCAUUAAAUUGGUCAGGUAAAAUUUACUUUUAUUUCUGUUUGUAAUUUUUGACUGGAUUGAGGCUGACUAAUUCUGGACACGAUAUUGAGAAACAGACCCAAAAAAUCAUUGUGUUUGAGGAAAAUAAUUUGUGAACUAUAACUUUCCAUUUUUCUGUCUUCAGAAAUUAGUUGUCUCAUCCGUGAUGCGAACAGUCUGAUGUCUUUGAAGAAUAUUUAACAAGGCACCAGUGCUUUAUCAGCAUAUUUGGACAAAUUCUAAUAGUAGGAUUGUCUCAUUUCAUAUUGAAGUUUGAAUGCUUGUAAGGUUUAGUUUAUUUGUACAGUGCAACAUGACGUUGAAGUUCCCUGGUGUCACUUUUUAUCCAUGAUGUCAUAAAUGAGUUGAUUGUGCUAAUUGGAACUUUCAUGGUGGGGAUGAGGGAGGGAUGAUUUUAUUGCUGCGUUCAGUACUUGAAUUUUUCCAGACCAAGGAAGUUGUUUGAGUUGGAUCCAUCACUCUUUGGGUUUAAUGAUCCAGUUUUAAUGACCAAUGAGAGUGAAAUGUUGGUAUAAUUUACUCUGAAUGUCAGCACAUGCAUUGAAAGAAACACGAUUGUAUGAUUUAGAUUUUAAAAGACUGACAAUGAAAAUUACAUUGGGCAAUAUAAGCAUAUAAAAGUAUAAAUCGCAUAAAUUAAAUAGUCUAGGACGGAAUUCAACUGCUGCCUCUAGGGAAUGCACGUAAUAGAUGAUUGCUCCCAAAGUUGUGGAAUUAGAAUUUGAAUAGAUGGUACCUGCCUUGUUCAAAAGUCCUAUGCAGUUAAUAAUGGAAUUUAAUUUAAUGGAGAGCAACACUUGCCAAAUAAAACCUUAUUCGAAGAGUAGACUGUUAAUACCGCGAGUUACAUUGGAAAAUGUGAUCGUAUAUAUUUCAUUAAAAUUUUAUUAUGGAUUGUUCAUUAUGCAUGCAGACCCAUUAUGUAUCUCAGGGUAUCAUUAUGAAACAGUUCCUUUGGUUUGAAAAGAUCAAUGCUGUAAAGGUGCCCGGUCCAGCAUUGGUGAUUCCCCCCCCCUCCUGUUUUAGAAGGCAGUAUUUUCAGUAUUUAAACUUCACAGAGGACUAUGUUUCCUUACCAUUGUACGUUGAUCUCUUUUUGUGUGUUUUUUUUUCUGGAAAAGUAUCAAAUGGCAAAGUAGAAUAAUCAUUCUACACAUUAAUCAUUAAAUGAAAGAAUUGGAGGUUGAAUAACCAUUUAAAGGAUUUCAUGUUAAUAAGAUUACAAUUAUUUUUAUUUCAGGUUAAAGUCGGCCUGAGACAAAUUACAUGAAAUGGCAGUUUCUCAUUUAAUUUAAAUAAUAAAAAGUAGCCACUAAAAUAACAGUGCAAAUACAACUUUUGCCACAGUCCUUUUAACAGUGCUUGUUACCGUCAGUGAAACAUGAGUAUACAACCAGGGUGGCAGUCAGAAAACAUGGCAGAUGACUUGGAUAUUGAAGCAAUGUUGGAGGCACCAUACAGAAAGGAGGAUGAGAACAAAUCGAGCAAAGCCAAUGGACAAGAGGAACGUAGUAAAAAGAAAAAGAAGAGCCGAAGUCGCAGUCACAGCCGUGAAAGGAAGAGAAGUAGAAGCAGAGAGCGUAGACGGAGCAAAGAUCGAGAAAGGAGGCGAAGCAGGAGCAGAGAGAGAAAAAGCAGCAAGAGCAGAGACCAUCGUCGCAGCCGAAGCAAAGACCGCCGGAGGGUAGAAAGAGGCCGUUACAGGAGUCCUUUUUCUGGUCCAAAAUUCAGCAGUGGUAGCAGCAGCAGAGGGAAGAUUGGCAUGCAACCUGGUAUCAAAAUAAGUCGAAGGCGCUCUCGAAGCAGAAGCCCGCAUAAGAAGGAUAAAAGUCCAGUAAGAGAGCCAAUUGAUAACAUUUCACCUGAAGAACGAGAUGCCCGCACAGUCUUUUGUAUGCAGCUAGCAGCACGAAUUCGACCCAGAGACUUGGAGGAAUUCUUUUCUUCUGUAGGAAAGGUUCGAGAUGUAAGAAUGAUAUCAGAUAGGAACUCAAGGCGCUCAAAAGGAAUUGCUUACGUAGAGUUUGUCGAUGUGAGUUCUGUUCCACUGGCAAUAGGUUUGACAGGGCAGAAACUGCUUGGUGUGCCAAUUAUUGUGCAGGCUUCACAGGCUGAGAAGAACCGAGCUGCAGCCCUUGCUAACAACCUCCAGAAAGGUACUGCAGGACCAAUGAGGCUCUAUGUAGGAUCUUUGCACUUCAAUAUCACUGAGGAAAUGUUGAGAGGCAUUUUUGAACCCUUUGGUAGAAUUGAAAAUAUACAACUGAUGAUGGAUAGUGAAACAGGCCGGUCAAAAGGCUAUGGAUUCAUUACGUUUUCUGAUGCUGAGUGUGCAAAGAAGGCUCUGGAACAAUUGAAUGGUUUUGAGCUUGCUGGUAGGCCAAUGAAGGUCGGCCAUGUAACAGAACGAUCUGAUUCUUCUAAUGCCAGCUCAUUUUUAGACAGUGAUGAAUUGGAAAGGACUGGUAUUGACCUUGGAACGACAGGACGUCUACAGCUGAUGGCUAGACUGGCAGAAGGUACAGGACUGCAAAUUCCCCCAGCUGCACAGCAGGCUUUGCAGAUGAGUGGCAACAUUUCACUGGGCACAAUGGCAGCAGUAACAGAGCAAGGCGAUGUCUGGAGCCGAGUAGUUCUGGGAGAACCCAAACUGAACAUCAAUGAACAAGUUAUUGAUUUACAGACCAGAAUUAUCCAGCAGACUGAAGCGCUGAAUCCUCCUGUGACGGUGAAUGCCCCACCAAUAGCAACACAGUGUUUCCAGCUGUCCAACAUGUUUAACCCACAAUCGGAAGAUGAUCCAGCUUGGGACCAAGAAAUCAGAGAUGAUGUAAUUGAAGAAUGCAAUAAGCAUGGAGGAGUAAUUCACAUAUUUGUGGAUAAAAAUUCACCCCAGGGAAAUGUCUACGUGAAAUGUCCUACUAUUGCUGCUGCUGCUGCAGCCGUUGGCGCCUUACACGGAAGGUGGUUUGCUGGAAAAAUGAUCACCGCAGCGUAUGUGCCACUUCCAACCUACCACAACCUCUUCCCAGACUCGAUGACAACCACCCAGCUGCUGACUCCAGCAAGACGAUAGGAGCUGGAAGGGAAUUGAAAUUCCAAGCAACUUGGAGAAUGUGGACAAUUACACAGUGGUUGCCUGUACAAAUGACACAAGUGGAAAGUAUUGUGGGAAAACUCUUACAACUCCCAGUGGACUUCAGACAAAUGUUUUUUUUUCAAUCUUGCCAAGCCCUAGUGGAAGGAAAAUAAAAUGGCAGAAGUAGAUUUACACAAAUGCCCUAAGGCUGUUUUAUUUUGAUUUUGGUGCAGUGUACCACAUUUUGACUACACAAUAACAGUGAUAAUCGGAUCGGAAAAAAAAGAAGAAAGCCUGCAAUAUUGAAAGAUGGUGUGCAUCUUUCCUGGGGUUUUGAACUUCUGUUGUUCCUGUGAUAAGACUACUACAGUCAAGUAGACUAUAGAGGUAGCACUGCACUCUUGUUACCCAUUUUAAGUUACAUAUUUUGUUGAUUUUGGUGCUCUUCUGAUGGAACUUCACGGAUGAGCAUUUUUAAAUAUCAGUUUAUAAAUUUUGUGAAGAUACUUAUUGCAUAAAAGUGAGUUAUUGGAAAAGGUAAUCUUUCAAUAGGUAGGUUGCAGCUCUUGUUGAAUUAAAGACCACACAGUAAAUACUCAGACCACUGAUCGUUCACUGCAUUUGUUCUGCUGAUAUGUGGAAUUCCAGUCAAUUUCAAUAAGGGUGAGUGACCAUGAAACCAUCUGAAGGCAAGUUAUGUGGAGUGUUAUGACAUGAGUUUACAUACAUUGGAGACUGGGGAUCUAGAGAACGAGAGAGACAGAAACCCAGUUAAGCUUAAGAAUAACUGGAAAAGUGGCCAUACCAGAUUUUUUCUUCAGUUGUUGCUGGUGAUCUCAUUACCGACGAUUUUUAAUUGAGGAAUCCAUAGCUGAUGUUCAUGCUAACGUGCAGAAAAUUAAAUUUGUAGCAAUUGUGGAUUUGGCUACUCACCAUUCCAAAAGUUAGUUGGAGUGGUGGUCUAUAUCAGUAUCGGUCUAGGGCUAAAGAUCACCGUGCCUAGUUCUGGAAAGUGUUAAUACUAGGUUUGGCUAGUAUUAUGACCAAAGUUUGGAUAUUCAUUAAUGGCAAACUGCAAAAGGUAUGGAGUUCUAAAUAAUCUUUCUGUACAGUUGGCCUCUAGUUGACAUUUUCAGAUUAAAGCUUAUUGUAUAUACAGUUUGCCUUAUUUGGUCCAUUGUCAAUGCUAAUCUUCACUUUCACCCACCCCACCCAGAAUGAACUUUCCUUAUGUAAAUAUAGUGAUGUGCUAUCCUUGUGCUUCCAUAGGAUCUAGGCCAGACAAACUUAAUUUUACCAUUUGAAUAAAAGUCUGAACAUUUGGCUGAAUAAAGAUGGGUGUAAGAGCAAAAUAUAUAAAGUCCACAAUUGUGCUAACUGAGGAAUGAAAUUCUCCUAACAUCAAGCAAGUUGAAAGGAAUCGGCUAACAGCUUCAAGCCUGAGUUUCGCCUCUUGGACUUAAUUGAGAUAUUACUACCCAAUGUUUCUAAUUGAAGGAAUUGGGAGGUUGUUGUCAUUAGUUGACUACAUAAUCUGUCUUAAAUUUGAGGGUUUCUCAAUAAAUUGCAUGUUCAUUCUUGUUUUUUUUUAAAACAAUUGUCAAUAAGAUGAAAGCCAAUUAUAUUCACUUUCAGUGCAUCUUCUAUUGGAUAUUAAUUACACAUAAGCAGAGUCUUUAAUUAUAUGUAUUUAGAGCCCUAGGCCAGUUUAAUAGUUGUUAUUGCCUUUGAUAUAGAAAGUGUUCUGUCAGGGAGGAAAAACAACACUUUGGAAAGUUAGUUAAUAACAAUGUCUUUAUAAAUGCACACUAAAAAAAUUGCAUCAAGGGUAACAGUAAUUUUGUCUGGCCGUGCGUGGUGUUUCUUGCUGUUUCUUUAAGCUCUGUGAGCUCCAGAGUGUAAACAUUACCUAAUUUUUUUCCCCUUCUGUAGUGUGAUUCAAAAACAGCCUGGUAUUUCUAUUCAAAAGUAAGGAUUUUGUAAUUGGUACAAAUUUUGUAUAAAAAAUGCAAAAUCAUUCAAUAAAUAAAAGAAAAAUCA